Molecule: messenger RNA, 1371 nt
Organism: Neocloeon triangulifer
Lineage: Eukaryota; Metazoa; Arthropoda; Insecta; Ephemeroptera; Baetidae
Product: Kv channel-interacting protein 1-like
Exons: 7
Coding region: 109-867 (252 amino acids)
Molecular function (GO): calcium ion binding
Source: RefSeq, a predicted model, not a curated record
CCGCGACUCGCUGCUGAGAUGCUGUGUUGCCUCCGCACGCAGUUCUUCCCCGUAACACCAUUAAGUUGACCGACGAAAACACGACGCCGGUCGCGGAUCACACGGGCCAUGAGCCACCAACCCUCAGACUUCUCGAAUGGAGACAGGCGAAACUUUGACAUGUCGUCACAUGUACAGAAAAUGGCUCGCAAAGCUAUCCAAAAAGUUGUUGGAAAUCCUCCGCUCAAAAAGGAUAACGCUAUUAUGAUGGAGGCAGCUUCAAGCGAGUGCUCGGAAUAUUCGGAGCUGGAGGAGUUGGAGGCGCCGCCGAGUUACAGACCAGACAGUUUGGAGGCCUUAUGCAAAGCGACCCGCUUUUCGGAGCCAGAGUUGAAGAGGAUAUACCGCGGCUUCAAGGCCGAGUGUCCGUCGGGGGUUGUCCGAGAGGACACUUUCAAGGGCAUUUACUCACAGUUCUUCCCUCAAGGAGCCAACACCAGUCAAUACGCACAUUAUGUAUUCAACACGCUGGACCACGACCACAGUGGGCUGCUUAGUUUUGAGGAUUUUGUCCUCGGUUUGUCCACCCUGUCCCGCGGGUCUUUGGAAGAAAAGCUACGAUGGACUUUCGGACUGUACGACAUCAACGGAGACGGUUGCAUUACAAGAGAGGAGAUGACGGACAUUGUGACUGCAGUCUACGAUCUCAUGGGAAAGUUUACAGAUCCUUUUGUCGAUGACGCUGUGAUCAAAGACAAAGUCGAUAGGAUAUUCCAGAAAAUGGACCAGAAUCAUGACGGUGUGGUCACCUUGGACGAGUUCCUGACGUGCUGCACCCAAGACGAUGCUAUUUCCCAUUCCAUGUGUGUUUUUGACUCAUCCAUCUGACCCACGUGUUUGAUGACCCGAUCAUCCACUUGGUGACUUUUUACAUGUUCACAGCGUGAAAUUUUUGGAAAACGAGUUUGUCUUCUCUCGCGUACGUUUUCUCAAAAUAACUCACUUGACCGUGUGUACUUUUAACAAAGAGAGAGAACUUUUGUGCCGACUGCUGUACCCGUGUGCUUUACUACACAAAAUAUUUAUUAGUGAAUUUUUUGAAUGUGCAUGGAAGGAAAUUUGAAAAUGGCCAAGUUGUACCCUUACAUACAUACAUAUUAUAUUGUAAAUGUUAAAUAUUUACUGUAUUAUUGAUUGAAUUAAAUUAAUUAACAUCAUUAUGUGUCGAUUGAAAUUUCGCCACGUCCUGUUAACAAAAAGAAUACAUUGUAUUUCUACUUGUAAGGCAAUAUUCCUACAAAAAAUAUACACAUGCCACUUUAAAGUUUCUUUAAACAGACGUUGUUUCAUUUUUGAGCCCUGAUUUUUAUCCCCAUGUGUGGAAUAAUUUGG